Gaeumannomyces tritici R3-111a-1 is the source of this 3275-nucleotide messenger RNA. RefSeq lists its product as hypothetical. Gene Ontology annotation, molecular function: heme binding; peroxidase activity. NCBI's taxonomy places the organism in Eukaryota, Fungi, Ascomycota, Sordariomycetes, Magnaporthales, Magnaporthaceae. Gene Ontology annotation, biological process: response to oxidative stress. Bases 337 to 3186 code for a protein of 949 amino acids. The transcript has 2 exons. The record is from RefSeq and is a predicted model, not a curated record.
UUCCCGCCCAGGAGCAGCCAUUAGGAUGCAGCUAAUUAAAAAGAGUGACACCACCCUUCCACAUCGUGAUGGCGUCUGCCGGCCUUUCUUUUUCUUUCUUCUUUCCUCCCUGUCCCACCACACUGGUGGCCACGCAUUCUCGCCCUUGUGUCUUCUGACCUGCCCCGGGCUCCCCCGCCAUUGUUCGCAUCCCUCGUUUGUCGAACCUGGCUCUUCACUCGUUAUGUUUUGUCUGUUACCGUGACUUGACCGCACGCUAUAAUCCCACAUACUGUUAAUCCUUUAAUACCUCCUGGUCUUUGUUGACUACGCGAGAGGAAGCCCUGUUCCAUCACGAUGAAGCCGGCAACUUAUUUGGCGGCGCUGAUGUCGCUCACGGCGACUGUCGGCGCCGAUCCCACCUGGCCCCAUGUGAACGACAACCUCGAAGAGAUCAUGUUCCAGACUCAGGGGUUCAGGGCCAGACUGUUCACCGAUAACAUCCGACGGUGCGCAAACGAGGCCUCAGGUCCGGGACGCAAGAAUGCCGCCGAGUGGCUGCGCACCGGAUUCCACGACAUCGCAACCGCGAACCGCUACUUCGGCACUGGUGGCAUGGACGCGUCGCUGCAGUACGAGCUAAACAGCGGCGAGAAUGCCGGUCCCGCGUUCGCCUCGACGUUCAAGUUCUUGGGCGGCUUCCUGUCCCCUAGGAGCAGCCUUGCGGAUCUUGUUGCCCUAGGGGUCUAUGCCUCGGUGCGCUCAUGUGGCGGUCAGGCCAUCCCCGUCAAGGCCGGGAGGAAGGAUGCCACCGAGGGCGGUGCGCUUGGUGUUCCGCAGACACAGAACCCGACCCCGACAUUCGUCACCCAGUUUGAUCGCAUGGGCUUCAACCAGGCCGAGAUGAUCCAGCUGGUUGCCUGCGGCCACACCCUCGGAAGCGUCCACACCGAAGAGUUUCCAGACAUCGUUCCUCCUGGCACGGGAGUAAACGGCGCCGUCAGCUUGGACUCUACUGACGCCCAGUUCGACAACAAGGUCGUGACCGAGUAUCUCGAUGGCACCACGCAGAACCCUCUGGUCGUGGGGCCCUCGGUGCAGUUGAAGAAGAACGCCGACGGCCGCGUCUUCGGGGCGGACGGGAACGUGACUAUGAACGCUCUCAGGGACGCUGCCGUGUUCCAGACCACAUGCAGGAACAUUCUGCAGCGCAUGAUUGAGGUUGUGCCCAGCGGUGUCACGCUCACGGAUCCCAUCGUCCCCUACACCAUCAAGCCCGUCGACAUGCAGCUCACCCUGGACGCCACGGGUUCCACGCUGGCGUGGUCUGGAUGGAUCCGCGUCAGGACCACCACGAUCCCGCUGGCAACGAUCCGCAACGUCGUGCUAAACUACAAGGACCGCAACGGCGGCAACAACUGCGGAUCCUGCGCCACCACCCUGACUGUGCAGGGCACUGGCUCUGGCCUCGACGACACUUGGGCCUUCUUCCCCGUCUCUGCCUCGCUGAGCACGAACGCUGGCAUCUCAUCCUUUACCGUCACCGUCAACAAGGUCGACGGCACCUCGACCUCCUUCGACAACAACGGGGCCUCGUACCCCCUGUCGGAUGCCGUCAUGAUCCAGAGGCCCCAGAGCUGCCUGCUCCAGGGUACCGGAGCCCUCACCGUCUCUGCCCUAGUCCGGAACGACCGGGCGGAUCUUCCCGUCAACCUGGGCGUGAGCUACCUGACCGACCAGACCAAUAGUCCCGCCCCGAAGCUGAACACGGACUCGGCUACGAUGACCAAGGGCAACUGCGUUGGAGGCUACACCUUCUUCUCGGCCUCUUACACCAUCGCCGGAGGCAGGAGCUAUGCCGCCAGGCUUGACAUCAACAGCGGCAGUGGUGCUGAUGUUGUCAGUGAUGCUUUCAACCUUGGAGCGGAUCUCGGCGGCACCUGCCAGCCCUUCACAGGAAGCCAGACAUGCGCCAGCGUGACGGUGUCGAGUGUUAUUCCCUCCUCGACCUCCACAUCGACCACUGCCAGCAGCACCACUACAUCGACGACUCCGACUGCGACCCUCGCCCACAGACAGACCAUCAGCGGGUACAAUCUAGUAUCGUGCUGGACCGAAGGAAGUGGCGUCCGUGCUCUCUCGGGCGCGUCGUUUGCCUAUGACGGCAUGACCCUGGAGUCGUGCAUCAAGAACUGCACCGGGUUUGCCUACGCCGGCGCCGAGUACGGGCGCGAGUGCUACUGCGGCAAUACCCUGGCCGAGUCUAGCGCGGCCGCUGACAUGGCCGAUUGCAACAUGCCCUGCUCCGGUAAUCCCUACCAGUACUGCGGAGCGGGCAGCCGCCUGGAGCUGUACAGGAAUGCCUCGCUACCCGCUCCCAGCAGCACCAGCAGAACCUCGACUGCCUCGGGCACCACUACCUUGACGAGCUCGUCUACAGCCCCCACGGGCACCCUUGGGCGCGUCGAUGCUGUAGGAAAGUUUUCGUACCGGGGCUGCUACACCGAAGGAACCGGUGUCAGGGCAUUGGCCGACAAGACAUAUGCCGAUGACGCCAUGACCUUGGAGUCGUGUGCCGCCUCCUGCAGCGCCUACAACUUUUUCGGAACCGAGUAUGGUCGGGAAUGCUACUGCGGAAAUUCCCUCGCUUCGUCGAGUACCAAGGUGUCUGUGGGCGACUGCAGCUUCACCUGCGCUGGCAACCGGUUCCAAUACUGCGGCGCCGGCAACCGUCUCGACGUUUUCGGUGUCGGCAGCUCCGGCGCGGCGUCGUCUUCGACCUCGUCAGCCUCGGGCCAAGCCUCGACAUCCUCUACCACCAGGACGACAUCGUCGAUGGCCACCGCCACCGUCACAACAUCCCGCCCCUCGGCCACGGGUCCGUCGCACCCCGCCACCAUCGCCUCCGGAGGAACCAACUGGAGCUUCUCGGGGUGCCAGACCGAGGCCACGGGCGCGCGCGCCCUGAGCGCCAAGGUCUCGUACAGCGACACCAUGACGCUUGACAUGUGCGCGUCAAGCUGCAGUAGCUACGCCUACUUUGGUGUCGAGUACGGCCGCGAGUGCUACUGCGGUGACAGCUUCGCCGCCGGCUCCGUCGCUGCCAGCGAGGCCGACUGCAACUUCCGCUGCCCCGGCAACGCGGAUCAGUACUGCGGCGCUGGCAACAGGUUGAGCACGUACCACAAGGGAACUGCCCGGAGGUAAAAAAAAAAAGAGGGCUUUGUCUUUUUCUCAACGUUCAGUGUUGGCUAAAGCGAAUAUCAAGGCUUUAGGGUUUCUGAUUGGAUAGCGAG